Molecule: messenger RNA, 486 nt
Organism: Dichomitus squalens LYAD-421 SS1
Lineage: Eukaryota; Fungi; Basidiomycota; Agaricomycetes; Polyporales; Polyporaceae
Exons: 2
Coding region: 1-486 (161 amino acids)
Source: RefSeq, a predicted model, not a curated record
AUGACUCCUUAUGUCCACUGGACCAUCUCCGUGACAAGGGACAUCACCCAGCAGGAAAUAGUUAACGUUUACAACGUCCUCGGCGGCAAGAUAUAUGAACAUCAGAACGACUUCCUCAAUGAGUCCGACACCACCCAUGCCACCUUCAAAGAGUUGGACACGUCUAUGACAGGCCUUCACACCAAGGCUGACACUGCUGGGAACCUCGCUCUCAAAGCUGUGGAAGAGAACAAACAGCUGAAGGCGGAACUGGUCACUGUCAAUGUGGAUCUGGAGGUUCUCAACCGGAACAACACGGAGCUCGUCAAAUGGUACAAGGAACUCGCAGCCAAGUUUACACAGUUGGAGCAAGGCCUGUCGACCCGCACCACGCUUGGUAUCAGUACUGCCCCGGUCCCUGUCGUAUCACAGGCCUUGCGUAUCAAGGCAUCAGAACCACCCAAGUACAAGGGAAACAAAGGCUCGGACAUCACUCUCGAACAAUAG